Saccharomycodes ludwigii is the source of this 3939-nucleotide messenger RNA. RefSeq names its product Ifh1p (gene IFH1). NCBI's taxonomy places the organism in Eukaryota, Fungi, Ascomycota, Saccharomycetes, Saccharomycodales, Saccharomycodaceae. Gene Ontology annotation, molecular function: transcription coregulator activity. Gene Ontology annotation, biological process: regulation of ribosomal protein gene transcription by RNA polymerase II. The record is from RefSeq and is a predicted model, not a curated record. The coding region runs from base 1 to 3939 and encodes 1312 amino acids. The transcript has a single exon.
AUGGUUACUAAAAACAUGUCUUCCAAAUUAAAUGGCAUACCCAAUGUGCUGGUUACCAACAGUGGUACUGAAAAUAGAAGUAUAAUUGCCAAAUAUGGAAAUAAAGGUAGACCAAGGAGAUUUAGCUUGCUCUAUUCUUCUUCAAGCAGCAGUGAUAUUAGUAGUGCUUCAUCGGAUGAAAGUGCCGAAGAUUCUGAAUUAAGUGAUGUUUCUAGUGAAGAUCGGGUCGUAUCGUUAAGCAAUAAAAAGAGAAACAAUAACGAUAAUAACCAAAACAAUAAAAAUAAAAAUAAAAUCGAUCAGCCCAAGCCUACUAUUAGUAAUAAUAAUAUAGAUAGUUUCAAAAGAAAAUUAAUACAAUCAUCAUUAAAUACAAACACAUUAGGUAAAAAUAGUAAGCUUAUACAAGGUUAUCAUGGUAAAUACGAAAAUGCUAUAGAUUCGAACAGUAGCGAUGAUUGUGGCAAUGGAGCAACUAGCUAUGAUACUGAACAAGAUUAUGAAAAAGGUAGCUUAUACAGUUCUUCGGAUGAUGAAAAUGUUGAUUUUGUAAAAUUAAGUCUGCAAAGAAAGAAAAAAGCGCUUGAAUCAUUGAAAAAUAAAAAUAAUAAUAAUAAUAAUAUAUCUCUGCAACAAAGCAGAAAUUAUAAUGACAAAAAUAAAGAAGAUAUAGAGGAGCUCGAAGAAGAUUUGGGCGAAGAAAUUAAUCCUGGUAUCGGUGGUAAGAGCACCGCCUCUAAAAGUUCAGCUUCACGGCAACACACUUCCGAUAAAAGUACCAUAGAUAAAUUGAAUGUUCCCAAGUUUGAAGAUGAUAGCAGUGAUGAAAAAAGUGCAGAUGAUUAUAGUAAUAUUUACGGUACCAAUGAGCCCCAUAAUUAUAGUGGAGAACACAAAGAGGAAGAAAAUUUACCAAGCACUGAUAGCUUCUCUUAUGAUGAUGAAAAUGAAGAUGAUGAAAUUGAUUCUGAGGCAUAUUACAAAACUAUAGGAGAAGAAAGUUCAGUUGAAAGUGAAAAGGCCGGUUUAGAAACUGGCGAAGAAACUGACAAAAAUAUACUAGAGGAGGAAGAAGCGAAUAUUUUAAAUGAAUUGGAAUCAGGCCUAUCAUUUAAUGGAAGUGAAGAACUUGAUGAGAAUGAAGCCAAAGAACUGGGAUUUUCUGAUGACUUAUAUGGUACUGUUAAUGGGAACUAUGAAGAUGGUUAUAUCGAUGGCAACGAGGAAGAUGAAUAUGAUGAUGAUGAUGAUGAUGAUGGUGGUGGUGGUGGUGGUGGUGGUAGUGAUGAUUACUAUUUGGGUGAAUUUGAAGAACCACUUUAUACGGGUCCAAAACUUUCCAGUUUGGACUAUUACAAGGAUAAUAAUGAUGAACCGUUAACACUAAGCACAUCCCUUCCGCUCGUUUUAAACGAAGCUAAAAAAAAGAAAAUUUUAAGAAAAGAAAUGAAAAAACAAAAAAAGGAAGAAUUGAUCAAGAGAAGAAAAAAGUUAAAGGCAAUUGUGAAAGAGAAAAGAGAAAGAGUUAACAUUCCUGACUUCAGAAAUCAAAGUUCCAUAAAUGAUGAAGCUUAUGAUGAAGUUUUUUAUCAAAAAUUAUUUGAUGAUCACCCUGCAACCACCAUAGAUAUUAAAACAAACUGCAUGCAAAAUCGCACAAAUAUUCCUUCCAUUCAAAAUAAUAAUGGUGUUCCCUCGUCUGUAGCAGGAAUAGCAACUGUAUUAUCAAGAAAAGAUGAUGUUAUUCGCUUGGAUGAUACACCCGCUUCUGCCUUGGUCAAUCGUAGAGACAGUACUACUUUACUUUCUAAUCUAGUUCGCCGCAAUAGUAGAGUUCUUCCCUCACACUAUCAUGGAAAUAAUGUUUUGCUAGAUAAUAUGAAUAAUUAUUCUUCCGAUGAAUAUGAGGACUUAUUACUUGAAGUAGCUUUGCUACCUAGCGACAAUGAAUCAGAUGAUGAACAUGAUGGGAAUUGUGAAAAUGAUCAUGGAUAUAAUAAUUGCAACAAGAAUAUAAGUUGUACUAGAAAUGCUAAGGGUCAAUAUAUCCCUAAUUCCAGGACAAAUUCUGAAUUGAAAAAUACCACUACAAGCAAUUCUACCUCUAAAUCUAUUGAUGGUACAAUUUCCGGAGAUUUAAAUGUAACGAAUCUUAAAGAAACUACAGAUACUGCCGCCAAUAGCAAAAAUAACGGUUUGGAUACGGUUAAUGACAUUAUAGACUCCAAUACAAACAAUAACUAUGGGAGUACUGGUAAUGAUAAAAAGAAUAAAACAGCUAAAGAGCAAAGUACCAGUUCUAAUACCAUUGGUGCUACAAAUGGAAAAGCCUAUGGUUCUGAGGACUAUGAUAGUGAUGAUGAUGAUGAUGAUGAUGAUGAAGAUCUAAGCCUAUCGCAUAUUUUUAUAGAUAUUGAUGAUUUAGACCCCGAUGCGGCUUAUUUUCAGGAGGAUUGUUCCUCUGGUUCUUCAUUAUCAUCUUCCGAUGAUAAUAUAGGUAGUUCUAUGGACACAAAUAAUAAUUCUAAAGAGAAAAUGGAUAAUGAGGUUAUAUAUUAUAUUGAUGAAGAUUCUACGGAUGAAGAUGAUUCUUUACCACCUCAAAGUUCUAAGAUUAUUGGCACAAGGGCAAAAGAAGUGGUUAGUGCUAGUACUGUUGGAUUAAAACCACCUAGGUUGGGCACCUGGAAAACUGAUGAUUCAAAACCAUUCAGUAUUAUUGAUGGGUUAUCUACAAAAUCAUUAUAUCCUUCGGUCCAGCUGCAGCCAUCACCAGCCAAGUCAUCAUUGAUGAACACGCCGUAUACGGAUGGGAAUAAAUCGGACGUUACUGGCAAUAAUAGUGGUAAUGAUCAUGUUAUUAAUGAAAAAGAUGAUGGAUCGACCAUGAAAUUAGAUGAUUUGUUAAAUAUGGAUGAGGAUUCUGAUGAAGAUGAUAUCGAAAACAAGAUUGCCCUGAAGGUUCUAUACAACUCACAAAAUAAGCCUAAUGUUCCAUUGUCGGCAUUUAGAAAUAAAGGUGUUGAUUAUGAUAAUAUGCUAUUAUUGAAUGAUGGUCUAGAGGAUUCUUAUGCAGGCAAUUCUAUAAUUCAAAAGGUUCCGAUCGGUUACGUUGGUAGUAAAAAAACAAGAAAAAAAUUGGAUAAAUUGAAGGAAAUUCAAAAGAGGAAAAGAUUGAAAUUGAAGAAAUUGAAGAAAAAACAAAGAAUAUGGAGGCUACAAAGAGAGAAGGAGAGGCUACAAAGAGAAGAUGAGUUGUUGUGUGAACUUGAAAAUAAAAUAAGAGGACAACAGCAGGAAGGGGAAGGUAAUGAUGAAAACAUAGGACAGAAGAAUGAAAAUACAGCUGACUCAGCUACUAUUGGUACUGACUUAAGGGGUGAAGAGGGCAUAGUUGAGGAAGGAGAUAAAAAAAAAGAUGAUAGCAAAGAUAACGAAUUGCAAGAUGGAUAUUAUGAAGAAGACGAUAAUGAGUUAGAUUUAGCAGAACUCCUGGGUGAUAAAAAUGGUUCGCCUGAUUUGAUUAUUGAACUAGCGCCAGAUACUAUAUUAAUAGAUGAUAACACAGGAGAUGUUAUACUGACAGACAAUUAUUUGGAUGAAGUUAUUGGGAAUCACAUAAUUGGUGGUAAUAAGGACAGUAUUGGUGGUAUUGAUAAAACAGGCGGUAAUGGUGAAGAGGAUAAUGGUAAUGAUGAAGAUUUAUUAACUUCUCUUACUGCUCCUGUGUCACUAGAUGACAAUAAUAUUCAUUCUUUAAGCGCAUUAAAAAGAAGAAGACAAAGCAUGGUUGAAGCGAAUUCUGAAAAUUUAAGAUUUACUAAGGCUGGUUUGUUCAGUGAAUCGGCUUUAGCUGAUUUGGAAGAUAUUAUCAUGGGUUCUAAAAAUAAUAUAGAUAGCGGUAACAAUGACGAAGAGUUUCAUGAUUUGUUACAAUAA